This is a messenger RNA of Auxenochlorella protothecoides, 1230 nucleotides long. RefSeq lists its product as hypothetical. Lineage: Eukaryota; Viridiplantae; Chlorophyta; Trebouxiophyceae; Chlorellales; Chlorellaceae. The record is from RefSeq and is a predicted model, not a curated record. The coding region runs from base 1 to 1230 and encodes 409 amino acids. Gene Ontology annotation, molecular function: metallopeptidase activity. The transcript is spliced from 4 exons.
AUGGCGCGUUCCAAGGAUUGCAAAACCGCAUGUCGUCACAGAUUCAACAAUGACACGGAUGGCCCGGUGAAGUUCCUCUGGAUAGACUACGACGGGCAGGAGCAUGCGUACGCCACGGUGUUCCCCGGCCAGAGCCACAUCCAAGACACCUACACCAGCCACCCCUGGCGCGCGCGGGUGGCAGACACGGGCGCGGAGAUUGGGGAGUAUGUGGGCCCAGGCGCCACGCUGACGGUCCUCCCCGGCGCCCGACUGCGCGUGGAGCCCGGGCUGCAGCCCCGCAGGCCCCCCGACAUGCACGUCGCACCCUGGGGCUGGUACCGCCAGCGCGGGCGCUGCGCCCGGGGCCACCCGAUCUACGCCUUCGACUGCGUGCCCGACGCGGCGGUGCGCCUCGCCGCCUUCACCAUGGACUGCAUGACUGCGCACCUCCCCGCGCCGGCGGUGUCGCGCAUGCACGGCUGGGGCGCCUUCCUGGCGAUCAUCGGACGGGGGCAGGUGACCACCGACAUCCCGCAGUACGCGCAGUACCGCGGCCAGGACAGUGGCAACGGCGGCGGGCGGGUGGAGACGGCGACGCGCGGGCUGGGGGGGGGCACCAGCAACCCCGUGUCCUCGGUGGGGGAGGAGAACCUGACCAUGGAGGACGACGUGCACUACGGCUGCGAGAGCAUCCUCAUCCACGAGUGGGCCCAUGCGGUCAUGGACCUGGGGUAUGCGGAGCAGCCCCUCCAGGCAGAGAUCGUGGAGUGCUGGAAGGCGGCGGAGAAGCGUGGCACGUAUGUCAAAGGCAGCUACAUCAUCUCCAACCCGGGGGAGUACUGGGCCGAGGCCUCCCAGGCCUGGUUUGAGGCCACGAUGCGCGACGACGUGACCAGCGGCCUCAAAACGCGCGACGCAGUGAAGCGCGCGGACCCAUGGCUGGCCUCCCUGCUGACCAGGGUCUACGGCGACGGGCCCUGGCGCUACUGGCACACCUGCCCCCGGCCCUUCACGGGGGACGAGGCGCGGUGGCAGGCCGGCAGGGCCCUGGGCGGGCGCACCGUCCCGCCCGUGGCCCCCUACCAGGCGGUGGGUGGCGCGGAGCUGGGGUGGCCGGCGCAGGCGGGCCCGCCGCAGCCGACGGGCCCCACGCCGAGGCCGGACCAGCGGCGCAGGCGGAGGCGGAGCGCGUCCAAGUGGGUGGAGGAGGUGACCGAGACCCUGGCCGGCAUGUUGAAGAAAUUGUGA